This is a messenger RNA of Arachis stenosperma, 3669 nucleotides long. Its product is annotated as pentatricopeptide repeat-containing protein At2g36240-like. Lineage: Eukaryota; Viridiplantae; Streptophyta; Magnoliopsida; Fabales; Fabaceae. The transcript is spliced from 2 exons. The record is from RefSeq and is a predicted model, not a curated record. The coding region runs from base 1342 to 2823 and encodes 493 amino acids. Gene Ontology annotation, molecular function: protein binding.
UGGAAUCAUUGUGAGCUUACCCUAACACCCUCGGAACCUCUGUGGCUCUGUCUCCCUCAGUUCUCAGACUCAAAAUUCUCUCCUCUCUCACUGCCUAGCCCACUAGAGUCUCUUUCAAUCUCACUCGAGUCUCGUCUCAGUCACACUCGCCGGCGUCUCGUUGUUCAUCUUGCCGACGUCUCGCGGCCUUCCUCGUCGUCUCACUCGAGUCUCAUCCCUGGGCUCAUCGUCGCCGGCGGCAGAGGCUACUCGUGGGGUCGUGGCUUGCUUCGUCGCGUUCCGUGAGAUCGUCAUCUUCUGGUUUCUGUUCGUCGUCAUCGCCGUGGACCGUGGACCGUUGGUGAGUCCCCGUUCUCUCUCUUGCAGAUUUUUCUUUUCCCUGUAUUUUGAGAUGUUGCUGAAUUGCUAAAAUCAAUUAAUUUGCCUUGUUAAUCUAAAUGUUGCUGUAAAUCAUGACUGAAUUAGGAAUUGUUGAAUUUGUUGUUGUAAGUUGAAUUUGUUACUGAAUUUGUUAUUUUAGGUUGAAUUUGUUGCUGAAAAUAUCACUGGCCUGAUUUUUUGAUUCAUGAAAAUCAUCUCUAAGUUGAAUUUGUUGCUGAUUAUCACUGAACCUUGAAUUUGUUGCAGUCUUGCUGAAAUAAUCAUUUAGCUAAAUUUUUUGCCACUGUAAAUAAUGUUUGGAGCUAAACUUUUUGUUGCUGAAAGUUAUCAUAGUUGAAUUUGUUGCUGAAAGUUAUCAAUGAACUGAAUUUUUUGCUGUAAGAAUAGAUUUUAUUUUUAGUAUUGAUUGAGUUGAUUCCUACACAGGCAGUAUUGAUUUGGUAUAAUUAGUUGAAUUUAGUUUUUAAUUAGUUGGUAAGAAUGCUAUGGAAGAUAUAGAUGCAAAUCAAAAUGAAGGCAAUGUUGGGCAAGCUCCAAAUUUGUCCGAUAAAGAUAUAGAUGCCGAUUUUGAGAUCACUCCUUGGACUUGAUUUAGUUAUUGUGUUAUGUUUUGCUCUCUUCAUUUAAAUUGAGAAAGUAUUUUGUACUGGUAACUAAUUUAUUUUCUAUUUUUACAUCAUUAGUUAUGUUUAAGAAUUAAUACUUGUUUGUUAUUAAUGUGUUUGUGAAGCCAUGCUUUUUUAAUUUUAAGCUUAUUUUUUGUAAUUUUAUAUUUAUGUUUAAUUGUGACCGGAUCAACCAGGUUGAUUACCGGUUUGGUUUUGAUAACUAUGAGUUGGAAUAUAUUCAUGUAUCAAUUAUAUUAUUAUAUUAUAUGCACACGUAUUCUUCUUCCCACCUUUUGGAUGCAGCUUUCAGGCUCAGGGAAGAAGCAGAGGAAGUAGUAUGCACAGUUGAGGAAUGGGGUUGAAGAAAAUGCUCAGACCAAUAGCAACACCACUACACCUACCGUCGCCGCACCCACUCUCUCCUCUUCCAAACCCUCCUCUCCCAUCUCCGCCGCCAGAUCCCUCCCUCCCCCCGCCACCACCAACACUCACAGUGACCCCAAUCCCCAACUCCCAAUACCACCGCCUCCUCAACUUUCUCAAGACCCAUCUUUCCCCACCUUUCACCCCAGAAUCCCUCCUCCAUUUCCUCAAAUCCAAGCUCCACCACCACCCUUCCUUUUCCCACUACGACUUCCACGUCUUCACCUGGGCCUCCUUCGUCGACUCCUUCCGCCACAACCACUCCACUUUCCAUUGGAUGGCCCAAACCCUAGCUCUCUCCCACCGCUUCCACCACCUCCGCAUCCUCCUUGAUUUCAUUGCCUCCAACCCUUGCCCCUGCUCCGACUCCAUCUUCUCCUGCCCCCACACCGAAUCCAUCUUCCGCUUCGCCAUCCACGCUUACUGCAAAGCCGGCAAAUUGGACGAAGCUGUCUCCUCGUUCCGUUCCAUGUGCAGGUUGAUCGACGGUAGGCCUAAUGUUGCCGUUUGUAAUAUCAUAAUUCAUGGAUUUGUGAAAUGGGGCAUGCUUGAUAGGGCUCUGGAGUUUUAUGAUGAGAUUGUUGGGGUUAGGAUUAGGCCUGAUUUGUUCACUUUUAACAUCUUGAUCAGUGGUUAUUGUAGGAAUUUGAAGUUUGGGUUAGCAUUGGAGAUGUUCAAGGAGAUGAGAAAGAUGGGGUGUGAGCCAAAUGUGGUUACUUUCAACACUUUGAUUAAGGGGAUGUUUAGGGAGGGGAAGGUUGAAGAAGGGAUUGGGAUGGCUCAUGAGAUGAUUUAUUUGGGGUGUGAGUUCUCCAAUGUCACUUGUGAGAUUCUGGUUCGUGGACUUUGCGAGAAAGGAAAGGUUUUGCAGGCGUGUGAGAUGUUAGUUGAUUUCUCCAGAAAGGGCGUUUUGCCUAAACGGUAUGAUUAUUUUGAUUUGGUGGAUGCUCUGUGUGGGAAUGGAGAUGUUGAUAGAGCAUUGAGGCUAAUUUAUGAGUUGUGGGAGAAAGGAUGUGUGCCUAGCUUGAUUGCUUGCAUUGUGAUGAUUGAUGGGUUGAGAAGAUCGAGGAACACUAAAGAAGCUUGGAGAUUAGUGGAAAAGAUGCUUAAAGAGGGUAUGAUACUGGAUGUUAUGACUUUUAAUUUUGUGCUUCAGGAUAUUUGCAAAGUGGGAAGAACAGAGGAAGCAAAUAAAUUAAGAUUACUUGCUUCGAGCAAGGGUUUGGAACCAGACGACAUGACAUAUAAAAUUUUGGUUAAUGGAUACACAGGAGAGGGCCGGAAAAUGGAAGGAGAGUCAGUGGUGAAUGAGAUGUUGGAUAGGGGAUUCAUACCUGAUCUUGCUUCAUAUAAUGAAUUAAUGAAUGCACUAUCCACAUGUCAACCACACUCUACCCCCCCGUCAGCCUAACAAACUUGACCACACAUAAUACAAGUGUAAGCCUAGGAUAAAUGAUAUAUGAAUGAUUGAGAGCUUAAUAUGAAUGAUUUAUUAAUGACAGUUGUCAUCCAUCAUGUGAAGUCAGCUGGAGCAUGAAUGAAGUUAAUCCGCAAGUCUUCUCUGAAGAUGGUCCGUACUCAACUUGCAUCCUCUUAGCCUAUUUGAUUAUAUUACAAGAUUAUAGAUUUAUAUGGAAUUGUCCCUGUUACACACAACCUAAAUCCUUUGAAUUACAAGACAUUAUUUUAACUGAGGAUGUCCUAUUGGAUCUAAUAGCAGAAUAGAAGUGGUGAUGUGGGUGCCAAUGUGCCAUCACAUAACCCCGGCUAAGGACCUGGGGAGAUAUUUUUGGAGGUAUGCGCUGUGAUUCUCAUUUUUGAAAGGGAAUGCUGAAGUUGAAAAGACAAUCCAAGCUAGGCAGCAUACACUAGUGGUUGCUGAGUACUUUGGAUAAUUGCAAUACCAUUACUUAAGUAUUGCCGUGUUUCUCUAUCUUUCCCAAAUUGUGUAAAUUAACAUUGCUACAGAUAGGAUUAGGAGGAGUAAAAAACACAGGACAAUACCAGCACCUUGAGAGGAAACAAAAAUACCAGAUCAAUAGCAUCUUCAUCAUCAUGCUACAAGUUGAAAGUGUAGCAAGACGACAUACAGUAUGUGUUUCUAAUGAAAUUGAAGUGCAGUGGGCAAUUAAGUACCUUCAAAUUAUACAAAAUCUGAAGAAAUCAUUAAGCAAAAACAGGAAGUUGGGCUCCAAUUAUUAUUUUAUAAAAUCCCAGAGAAACUUGCUAACGUUUUACAUAGUGUAUAAACUACUGU